AUGGACAAGUUCAUCCAACAACUUUAUGACCUCGGAGUCUUCAAAUUGGGCGAUUUUGUGCUCAAAAGUGGAGUCAAAAGUCCGAUUUACAUUGAUUUGAGGGAUUUGAUCAGUUGUCAAUCUUUGAUGGUAAGAAAUUUAUGGAAAAACAACUUUUUUUUUUCAAAACAAAAUGGUUAAAGUAGUCACUUUGAUAACAUAUAUGAUUACAGCGUGCAGCAACGGAACAAUUAUGUGAAGUAAUUAAACGAGAAUCCUUAGAGUACGACUAUAUUGUUGGAGUCCCAUAUGCUGCUUUGCCAUUGGGAACGGUAACUUUUUUUAAAUUUAUGGGCUAAAUAUGUUUGUUACACGUUUUGGUACUAGUGGUACAUUAUAAAAAUAAAAAAAAGUUUUGAGUAUUUUUAAAAACUAACAUUUUUUAAUUUAAAAAUUUUUAAAAUGGUAUUAAAUAUUGUAGCUGGUGUCCUACUUCAAUGACAAGCCAAUGUUGAUGAAGAGAAAAGAAGCCAAAGGCUACGGUACUAAAAAGUUGGUCGAAGGAAAGUACGAACCAGGCAAAAGAGCUCUAAUUGUUGAGGAUGUGAUCUCAACUGGAGCUUCUAUUAUGGAAACGGUCGAUUGUUUGAGGAAGGAAGGAUUGAUUUGCGAAGAUGUUGUUUGUGUAUUAGAUAGAGAGAUGGGAGGCAUCGAAAAGUUGGCUAAGCAAGGAAUUAAGGCUCAUAGGUCAGGACGUGCUGCCACGGAUUACUUUGUUUUGCUUUGAUCUAUCUUAACCUACUUUAUCUUACUUUAAAUUACUCUACCCCUUUAAUUACUUGUGGUCUACACUAUUUUAACUUAUGUUAUCUUACACUGCUCUAAGCAAGUUUUAAAUUAAACGAUUUCCAGCGUAGCCAAAGUCGAGAUCAUCCUGGAUUACCUGGUCAAAGUCAACGCCAUAACAGAGCAAAAGCGCGCUGAAAUUGACGACGCUUUAAAGAACCCGGUCUUGGCUAAUCCACCAAAGAAAAUCGACUGGAAUCUGAAGUCGAGAGAAGACUUGUUACGUCAGAAUCGCUUAAACUCAACGGUGUUGGACUUGAUCAACAAAAAACAGUCGAAUCUGUGUGUUGCGGUUGAUUUAUCGACCAAAAAAGAGGUGUUGGAAACGGUGGAUAAAAUCAAGGAUAAUGUGAUUUGUGUAAAGCUGCAUGCUGAUACGAUCAAUGAUUUUGAUCAAGAUUUAGUGGAGAAGUUAAAGGAAUUGGGUCAAAAACACGGAUUCUUAUUGUUUGAGGACAGGAAGUUUGCUGACACUGGCAAUACCAAUGAACUUCAGGUAGGGUUGAUAUUAAUUUGUGUUCUUUUAUCUAUACUUUAUCUGCUCUUAUUGAUACCCUUACUCCUAUUUGUUAAAACUACUGUACAUUUAUUCUGCUGUACCAUAUACACUAUCUGCAACUAAUUUCAGCUGACCAAUGGAGCCACGCCUAUUUCAAACUGGGCCAACCUAGUCACAGUUCACGCCGUGGCCGGUAAGCCAGCCAUAGAAGUUAUGAAGUCAGUCAUCGCCGAUGACACUUCAAAAACUGACGGUGUUUUGAUCGUAUCCGAACUAUCAUGUGAAGGCGCAUUAACUAAACUGGCUGGAUAUACUGAGAAUGCUGUCAAGGUCGGUCAGGAGCUGAGAGAGAUUGUGGGCGGAUUCAUUUGUCAAAAACGACCGGUUGAUGACGAAGGCUUCUUGUACUGGACGCCUGGAGUGAAUUUGGCCGCGAAGAGCGAUGGAAAAGGCCAAAAUUGGAGGGGAAUCGAAGAGGUAUGGAUACAAAGUUAAUUUUAGGUUGAUCACAAAUAGAUUUUGCAUUUUUUAAAAUUUUUAUAGGUAACAAUUUGGAAAAAAGUCAAUUUUUUACAGUUUUAGGUAGAUUUUAAAAUUUCAGGUAAUAACAUCAAUUUAAGAUGCGUGUCUGAACCAAGUAAUACUAAAAAACUUGUUUUAGGCCAUUAUCGACCAAGGAAAUGACAUCAUCAUAGUCGGCCGUGGUAUUACGAAAGCCUCAGAUCCAGCUGCUGAAGCCGAAAAGUACGCCAAAGCUGGCUGGGAAGCUCUUCAGAAGCGUCAAUGA
Bursaphelenchus okinawaensis is the source of this 2111-nucleotide messenger RNA. Lineage: Eukaryota; Metazoa; Nematoda; Chromadorea; Rhabditida; Aphelenchoididae. The record is from the annotation of a GenBank genome assembly.